CGGCGCCGGUCCACUUCCGUUCCCGCCCCUCCAGGCCGCGGCGCCUCGGCACGAUGGUUCCGCCGCACUCUUGGCCCUGCCGAGAGCAGCUCCCUCCCUCCCAGCUCCGAGCGGCCGCCCCGGCGCCCGCCCUCUCCGCAGCCGGGAGGAGCCAGCGCCGCACCAGGGCAUGCCGCUGCCCCGGGCCCGGCGGGGCGGGCAGUGAGCGGGCGGCCGCCGACAUGAGGAGCCCCCGGGAGCCGGGGGAGCCCCCUCCGCAGGCAGUUGAAUGUGUGCAGCUGAAAGUGCCCAUCAUUCAGCAGCUGUACCACUGGGACUGCGGGCUGGCCUGCUCCAGGAUGGUGCUACAGUACCUGGAUCAUUUGGACAAUGAUGAAUUUCAGAAAGCCAUCCAAGAGCUCCGGUUAACAAAGAGUAUCUGGACUAUUGACCUGGCCUACCUAAUGCGGCACUUUGGUGUUAAGCAUAAAUUUUGCACCCAGACACUUGGAGUGGACAAGGGCUACAAAAAUCAGUCAUUUUACAGGAAGCACUUUGACACAGAAGAGAAUCGAGUAAAUCAGCUCUUUGCACAAGCCAAAGCCUCCAAGGUGCUGGUGGAGAAGUGCACAGUAACAGUUCAAGACAUCCAAAAACACCUGUCCCAAGGUCACGUAGCCAUUGUCCUAGUGAAUGCAGUCUUGUUACUGUGUGAUCUUUGCUCAAGUCCUGUCAAAUACUGCUGCUUCCUACCCAUUGGACAGAAGUGCUUCUGCAGGAAUCCUGACUACCAGGGCCAUUUCAUUGUGUUAUGUGGCUACAACACAGCCUCAGGGAGUAUUUACUACAACAACCCUGCCUAUGCUGACCGGACAUGCUGCACCAGCAUCAGAAACUUUGAAGAAGCCAGGAGAAGUUAUGGCACAGAUGAGGAUAUUCUGUUCAUCUACACAGACAGCUGACACCCACAGCUGUUACUUCUGGUCCUUUCUGGUGCAGCCUGCACAGCAGCUGGCUGCUUGUCUCAGGACACCCCCUGCAGAGACCUUCCUCCUGAACUGCAGUGGGAUCUUAAACAAGGGAGGCUUUAUAGACAUUGAUAGGACUAUACUGCAAUGCUGUCUUUACCUUUUUAUUCCGGAUGAAAGAUCUGAUUUUGCAAUGUAUGUCACAGGUUUUUUUUUUUCCCCCUCAUUUUUAACACUGCACAUUUGACAGCAGUUUUGAAAUACAGGCCCAAAGCCUGUUCACUUGGAGCUUAUUUUCAAAUUAUACACAUGAGGAAAAAAAGCACCAAAUUUAUGAACUUCAACACUUGGUAACAGAUUUACUUGCAGGUUUAGGUAAACAAAAGCAGAAAAAAAUAGACAAUACCUGUUUCACUCUCUUUCAAAGCAUCAGGGGCUGAUCUUUAUCCUUAGUCUAGGGAUCUGAGGUUCAGCAGGGAUUUAUGAAACAAAGAAAUGCUGAUGUUAAACCACCUUACUUUCAGAUAAUGGAAUUGCCUUGUUGGCUAAUCAGUAUUAUAGGAGUGAAACAUUUACUCAAGGAAACUUCCCAUGUACAAAAUUCAACUUGCACAGUUUUAGCAUUUAUAAUAGCAUUGGAUUAAGUUUUGAAUAGCUGUUACUGAGAUUGUUCCCUUGCACUGCAAACUCCAUCUCUUUUGGCUAAAUAUUUUUGGAUGACUGUCUAGAGCUCUGUAUUACCCCAAAAGUUUAAGUUACAAUAUUUGUUUGGACCUAGGAGCCUUCACUGCACUUUGCAAAAUCCUCCAGACAAUGUGGCACUCAUAUGUGCAAUUUUCUGAUGCACCCAAAUCUAAAUAUACGUUUAUGAAGCAAAUACAGAAAUCAUCCACACACUAAUAGUGUAUGUUUUGUGUGUAAAUUUUAAAUAACAAGUGAUACUAGAUUGUAACUAAAAUGCUGAAUCAUAUUUUGAGCCAAACUUUCCUAUUUAUGUUCAUUUAGUGAGCUUCUCAGAAGAGCUUAAAUCAAUUAAGAAUACAGGGAAUACAAGCUUCUUUUUGCUAUAGUAACAAAAAACAAAAACAAAACUCAUACUACAGCUGUAUUUGGAUUAAGUGGGAGUUCUGUUCAAACAUUUUCAAGUGAAAUUGUUAGUAGCCCAUUCAUAAUCCUCUCAUGUAUUACCAGGGUUUGGUGACUGUGCUGAGGAGCACUGUAGAAGUGUGGAAAUAGCCACAUACUUCAGAUUUGCCCAUUACAAUUUCUGACAGGUAGGUAAAAUUGUUAGUACUCAUGUACAGCUGGCAGAAUUUUGUUUUGCACUUUAGCCAGAGAUUUCACACCUUUGGCAUGGCUUUAGGAAAGGAACUGUUCAGGUUUUGGAACUGCGUGGAAUAACAAUAAAGGGAUGUUGUUAUUUA
Phasianus colchicus (ring-necked pheasant) is the source of this 2371-nucleotide messenger RNA. It is a transcript of the gene GUCD1, whose product is annotated as guanylyl cyclase domain containing 1. The record is from RefSeq and is a predicted model, not a curated record. Lineage: Eukaryota; Metazoa; Chordata; Aves; Galliformes; Phasianidae.